UUGGACAAGAUUUCAAAGAGAAUGGCGAUUUUCGCGGGAAAAUUCAUUUAUGGCGCUGCACUCGAUAUUCAGUCCCGUGUGUUCUCGAAGCCAUGUAGCGUGAAGAAGAUUAUUGUUCGAUGCUGUUCGAAUUUUGGGGAAAGAUCCAAGGAUUUUCCAGUUAGGUACACUCCUAAGAAAUCUUCGAAAUUUAAUAAACUCGAUGAUUCUACUCGGUCUCCAAAAGACUCCGAGAAUUACGAAGUUCGUCGAUUCACAAACCCUGAUUCGUCUAGUGUUGAAAUUUCAAAUGCUGAGGAGAGGUCGAGGAUAGGAUCAAUUUUGGACGAAAAAUCACCAGAUUACGAUUUUAGGUCAGGCAAGUUAAAAUCAAAAGAAAAGAAGAUUCGUAAUUCAGCUGUGAGAUCAGAGGUGGGAGAACAUGAUUAUAAAUGGAGAUUUCCAGAGUCAAAUUCUGGUGAAGACCUUGACGAGUUUGAUGCCAUGGAAGGUCCUGAGGCGGUUUUGGAUGAAUUUGACACUCAUAAUGGAAAUAACGAAAUCAAACAUCUCGCACCCGACCCUAGUAAAACUAAAGAAGCAGCUGAGAAGACAACAAUUGGAUUGCUUGCUGCAAGAGCAUACACAGCACUCGAGCUGAAGAAGAAACUACUAGGAAAGAAGUUCUCCCAUGAAGUUAUCAAUGCUGUGAUUUCUGACUUCCAGAACAGAGGUUUUAUCAAUGAUUUCUCUUAUGCUGAAGCAUUUUCUCGAUCGAGAUGGUCUUCAUCAAGUUGGGGUCCACGUAGAAUCAAACAAGCCUUGGCCAGAAAGGGUGUUAAUGAUCUUGAUGCACAGAAAGCAAUAAAACUGGUCUUCGAAGAUGGUGAACCUAUCGAUGAUCAAUGUUCUAGACUUGGAUUAUCAAAGCCCUCACUGGAUCAUCUAUAUGCCCAAGCUUCAAAGCAGUGGCUUCGUGCUAAAGAUCUCCCUGGUGAAAAACAAAAGUCAAGAAUCAUUGCAUGGCUUCAAUACCGUGGCUUUAAUUGGGGGGUUAUCAACUUCAUCUUGAAAAAGUUACAAUCUGGGCAUCCUCCGUAGAGUAAAUUUACUUCUCCAUGGCCUUGGCUUCAGAUGAUGGUUGGUGAUUUGUACUUUACACACAUUCCUCUGUUCUGCAUGUCUAAUAUGGUUAGUCAAUUGAUGUAGAAGAGUACUACUUGGAGUCAUGCAUGCGGCAACUUGAUGAACUGCACCAUCAUUCUAUUGUACACAAGAUAUUUACACAACACUGGUUUAGGAUGAUGUAUCUCUGUUAUUUACUGGGAAUUGAAAUCUUUACCUAGUUUAUGGCCUGCAUUUCUA
Cynara cardunculus var. scolymus (artichoke) is the source of this 1344-nucleotide messenger RNA. RefSeq lists its product as uncharacterized. Gene Ontology annotation, biological process: regulation of DNA repair. Bases 22 to 1080 code for a protein of 352 amino acids. The record is from RefSeq and is a predicted model, not a curated record. Lineage: Eukaryota; Viridiplantae; Streptophyta; Magnoliopsida; Asterales; Asteraceae. The transcript has 6 exons.